AUGGAUGACAAAUUAAAGCGAAAUACAAUAUAACUAUAAAUAUAAAUUGAACUAGAAAAACAUCCAUCAAAAGGAGGAGCAUCCGGAAAACAUUUCCGAAGAUGAUUUUCCGAUUGCGUUCCGAAGUUGGUCUUGUGCCUCGAUGGUACCGUUGCUGGAUAUACAUGUAGUGUUUACUUAUAUUAUAAAAUUUUAUUAUCAAUGAGCUAGCUUAUGAAGAAGCCAAGAUGGUUCGUGUUCUCAUUUGCCAUAAUUUUCAAGAACGUAAAGUAUUUUCUGAUGCUUACGAAGCCAUUGCAAUUGCGUAUUCAAUAUCAAGAGAUGCAGUAUUUAUAAGCACAAAACAAGGUCAUGUUUUUGUUUAUUCACUUUCUGAGGAUGGCUUUCCUUUACUCUGUCAGUUUCCAACUGUUUCUGUCGCAACAGAGAUAAUAUUUGGCAACGUUGGAUGUUUUUUGUUUACUAAGGAAAUGAUAAGAAAAGAUAAAAGAAAUAGUUUUACUGCAAGAGUUUAUUUCAAUUGGUCAAAAUGGGUUGAGCAUGUUGCUAAAAUACAACCUGUUCAAAUUGGUUUUUCCUUAACUGAAAAUUAUUCUGUUGAUGAAAGUGUUCCUGUAGCAUUAGAGGUACCGUCAAAGUCCUCUGUUUGUGCCAUUUGUUGUUGCCCAGUUAGUUCGAACAUUGCUGUGGCUGCAGAGUCAACAAUUACUGUGUAUGAACAAUGUAAACAAUGUUCUUAUGAUUUCCAGAGAUUAUACACAAUUGAAGCUAGCUUUUCUAUGAAUCAGCUUGCUAUUUGCAAACAGUAUGUUGCAUUUACUUCCACUUGUGAAGUUCGAGUUUUGCAAGUCAAGCUUGAUAACGAGGAAAUAUUGAUCAAUAUGGAAAAGAAUUUGGCCAAUCAUAGAACAGCAAAAGAACUUGUAACCCAGCAAACAUUGUCUGCAAGUGCUUGUCAAAAAGAAGUUCUUGAUGAGAGUUAUGUUCUUUGGAAGUUUGAUCAAUAUGAAAAGAAUCAAACAGACAAGUUUGCAUUUUGGGAGUCAAUUUUGGGUAGCAAAGAAUGGGUUGAAGAUGUAAAAGAUGAGAAUUUCUCUUCAGAUGUCAUUGAUCUUCCUUCUUUAAAAGACGAAGUUCCUUUUAUUGAUUAUUCCCAGACUGCAUGUGAGGUUUUAGGUCCUGUAAACACAGUACAUGGUCAUCCAGUUAGAGUACAAACUACAUUGAAAAAAGUAAAAUCUGUUACAAUGCUAUAUUGUUAUUUUGAUUGGAUAAAAGAAGAUCAUGUGAUUGAAACGGAACUUCAUUCCUUACAACUGCAGCCAACUUUCACUGCUUUUAACCAUAAUAAGAUGAAAACUCCUGAAUUAUCUGGAAUGAUGUGUUUUAUAUCAUCACCAAAACAAGGAUUUCUCUACAAUGUGUUUGGUGAAUCAGAAUUAAUAGCUCGUUGUAUGUAUACUGCUGAUGUAACCUCCGCUGUUAUUUGCAAUAAUAUGCUUUAUUCAAUUACAAAACACUUAAUUGAAACAUACACCAUACCAUUAUAUGCAACUAUUGCAAAAUACAUUAAAAGUCGAUCAUUGAUGGCAAAGAUGAUGGAUUUACUGUACAGGAUAUUAUGUGUAUUACAUUGUUUAAAUUGUAAUUGUGACAUUGCUACUUAUUUUAUGAACCAUCUGUUCUAUAUUUUAUUUCAGCCAUGUCCAUCACCUUCCACAGAUCUAUAUAUGAUUGGAGUUGACCAGAUCCCAGGUCUCUGCUCCAUUCUUGCAGCUGGCAAGAGAAUAUUAACGUUGUCUUAUGCACCUUCAAGUCCAUCAAUGAAGAAAUGGAAAAAAUCAAAAGGACAUAAUGGGGAUUGUGUGGAAGAUUGGACGCUUCAUGUUCUUACAUCAAUGGAAUUAAAUGAUCUUUACGAGAGAAUGGAGAGCUUGACAGAGAAGUCAGACACAUUGACAGCUGAUUUACGAUUGUUGAAAGAACAACAUUUCAUCUUAAGAACACAAUUUCAAGUUGGUAAAAUGACCAAAAGUCAACAACAAACAUUACUUCUUGCUCUCAGGAAUUCUUAUAGAAACCUUGGUCAUUAUUUUUCACGAUAUUCAAUGGAAAAUGAAAAUGACGUUAACGAAUAUUACAAGAUGGCAAACCUUAGUCUGGAGGAUGUAGUCAAUGAAAAUGUUGUUGGUGAUAUUGGAAAGUUGAAAGAAAUGAAGUUUGGAAAAGGUUUACUACAUUAUCUCAAUACAAUAUUUUUCUCGAAGAAUCAAGAAAAGACUUGCAUUGACUUGUCUAAGGUUGCAGCUGACAAAGUGAUGCAUAUAUAUUACCACAGUGAGCCCGCACAACUCGCCAAUCUAAUUCUUAGGUCCUUACUUCAUGGAUACAAUCAGGAUUUUGCAAUAAAACUUUUUAAACAGUUGAAGAGUUCAAAGGGAUACAGUUUUAGUCGAGAAGAUCAUUUAGCAUUAUGUAUUUUGUAUCUGCAAUCUUGUAUGUUGGAUGAAGCAAUCGAUGAAAUUGUUCAUAUCUCUAAAGAAAAGUUGGCGGAUAUUUGCGUGAAGUAUCAUUACGUUCUUCACACGAAGGAAGAAUAUUUAAAUCCUCUAGGACAGCUUCUGAGAAAGUAUCUUCCUGAAGUGCUUGCCAAAACUCUUGUCUUUCUUCAUCUUCGCCAUCUUCUAACUCUGACGAAAACUAUAGAUCUUCUUCAGGGAAAGGAUAGGGAGACACAAUUCAACAAUCAUUUACAGGGAUUUUUAGAGAUCUUACUCAAUGAUUCCAAAGGUGCUAGAUCGUUCAACGAAGCUCGAAAAUUACUCGUUGAUAUUUAUUUGAAGAAACUUGUACAUCGUCCAUGUUCUCGUGAAAAACAGCAAUUUCAGUUCCCACAUUACCACAUUCCUAGAGGCACAGGUCAUUUUGCGCGUCGUUUUUCCUGGCUCGACAAAUUACCGCCAUUUAAUGGUCAUGUGACCGAACCCUGCCCGAUUUCCCGGGCUAACAUCGUGGCUGCAUCUUCCCCAAAUAAAGGCAUGAGGUUGCGAGGUCUAUCUCGAGAAAAGAAUAAUAAAAUUAUCACUGAGGGAAAUGGAGAAUCGUCAUUCUGUUCCUGUCGUUAUUGUUGGCAAACACUUCUUAAAUUACAGUCAUUACUAUCUUCAAGAUAUUGUGAUGAACAACUCGGCCGUAUGGUACUUAAAAAUUUGGUGGGAAAAUCUUGGGAAAUUUCCAUCACAUUGUUAUGUUUACCACUUAUUGCUGAAUAUGAGAAGGCAGUGGAAACAAUCUUACUCAUAGAUUCGUCAAUUUUAAUGACUUAUGUGAAUCAUUAUUUUGGUGACAGCUGUACUAAAUGGAGAUGUCUUCUUCAUGUAUUGACUGAGAAAAACCGCACGGAUAGCACAAAGUACUGCGACAUAAUUAAAGAAACGUUAGUUAUCUUAUCAAAGUUCACAAGUCCUACCGUUUUUCUUUCCUUACUACCGGAAGAUGUAAUGAGGAAGAUUUGAGAAUAUUGAUCAUCUGAUCUCAUAUAUAUAUAAACGAAGAAUGAGUGGAAGGGAUCUUGAAGUGGAUGUGUUUGUAUUCCUACAAUCUAUACAACUGGAACAAUUUUACCACAAGAUAAAUUAUGAAUUACAUCUGACACGAUUGUCUCACUUCGAUCAUGUUACUGAAAGUGAUUUAGAGGAUAUCAAUAUGUCUAAACCUGAACAACGAAGAUUAUUUGAUGCUGUUAAGAAAUAUAAGAAAGAAAAGAAGAAAGGACACAAAAUAAGAAUAAGCUUUCGA
Molecule: messenger RNA, 3798 nt
Organism: Xenia sp. Carnegie-2017
Lineage: Eukaryota; Metazoa; Cnidaria; Anthozoa; Malacalcyonacea; Xeniidae
Exons: 22
Coding region: 228-3515 (1095 amino acids)
Biological process (GO): organelle organization
Cellular component (GO): cytoplasm
Source: RefSeq, a predicted model, not a curated record